AUGAAUAAGAAGCUGGAGACUGGUGUGAGAAGGAUUAAUCUUCGUCAACAAACCCCUGGGCGCGGCCAACAUGGAAGUUCAAUGCAAAGACUGGCAAGCUUGCUCACAGCAGCUCAAAGGGCGGAAUUGAUUGCCUGCGCAAUCAAACAGCCGAAUACUAUAGUGCAAGAAGACAAAGCCCUGUCACACAACCACCACGUACAACAGCUUGUAUAUGAUAAAGCUGAGGUGCAGUGGCUGUUCUGGUGUGGGAAUUCCCCAGAUCUCAACCCAAUUGAGCCUUGCUGGCCAUGGAUGAAGCGGUAUACAACCAAGAAGGGGGCUCCGAAGAAUCGCAAAGAUGCUAUCAAGGCUUGGGAGGAUUGCUGGAAUAUGCUCUUGCAGAAGCAGAUUCAAUCCCGGAUUGAACGGGUGCCAGUCCAUAUUCAAAAGAUUAUUGAGCUAGGGGGUGGGAAUGAGUAUAGGGAAGGCUGUACGCAGCAGGAUUGGAGACAGAAGAAUCCUCAGCAGGCUGAGCAGCAAGAUGAUGAGUUAGAAUGGGUAGAAAUUUGUAUGGAGCAUAUCAUAUCACUAUCCCCACUUUCCUUUUUCGGCAGCAGCGAUAGUAGGCUCAUACAAAAUUAUACGGUGCUAGUUAACCGUAGUAUCCACCUACAAUUUUAUCAAGACCAGCGUGGAUCAAAGAUGAGAAAAUAA
Messenger RNA from Blastomyces gilchristii SLH14081, 696 nucleotides. RefSeq lists its product as uncharacterized. Bases 1 to 696 code for a protein of 231 amino acids. The transcript has 2 exons. NCBI's taxonomy places the organism in Eukaryota, Fungi, Ascomycota, Eurotiomycetes, Onygenales, Ajellomycetaceae. Gene Ontology annotation, molecular function: nucleic acid binding. The record is from RefSeq and is a predicted model, not a curated record.